AUGGAUAAUAAUAUAACAAUAGUUACACCAGGUCAAAAACUGAGUAGAGAUAAUGAAUACAUAGCAUCGGAAGGUACAUACUAUUAUAAAGGUUCAAUCUACUCUUCAGUAUUAGGAUUCAGACAUUUUGUAAAGAAUAAUAUAACUAGUAAAGAAGAAUCAGAUGAUAUAGUUGAUAACAGUAAUAUUAAUAAUAAUAAUAAUAAUAGUAAUAAAGAUUAUAUAGUUGUUUUGAAAGAGAAGGAUCCUGGUGUUGUACCAGAGAUUGGUAGUGUAGUUACAGUACAGGUGUUGCGUAUCAAUCCGAGAUUAGCAAGUGUUGCCAUUCUCUGUGUCGGUACAAAGGCACUGAAGGAAACAUUCAAUGGUAUCAUCAGAGUACAGGAUGUACGUGCCACCGAAAUCGACAAGGUGGAGAUCUACAAGUCGUUUAGACCCGGUGAUAUUGUGAUUGCCGAGGUUAUCUCGCUCGGUGACUCCAGAUCUUACUUUUUGUCGACUGCAAAGAACGAGCUGGGUGUCGUGUUUGCUCAGAGCGUAGCUGGUGCCACCAUGAUACCGAUCAGUUGGAACAUGAUGCAAUGUCCAAAAACCAAAACCAAAGAAUAUAGAAAGGUUGCAAAAAUGACGACCAACGACAAUGAAAAUGAUAGUGAAAACUCGGCAACAACAACCAACACAGACAACAACACAGAAUCUCAAGAAAAUGACGAAUGA
Messenger RNA from Heterostelium album PN500, 717 nucleotides. Its product is annotated as 3'-5' exoribonuclease. The record is from RefSeq and is a predicted model, not a curated record. Bases 1 to 717 code for a protein of 238 amino acids. Gene Ontology annotation, molecular function: RNA binding. Lineage: Eukaryota; Evosea; Eumycetozoa; Acytosteliales; Acytosteliaceae. The transcript has 2 exons. Gene Ontology annotation, cellular component: cytoplasm; nuclear exosome (RNase complex). Gene Ontology annotation, biological process: RNA processing.